Messenger RNA from Xenopus tropicalis (tropical clawed frog), 519 nucleotides. RefSeq names its product serine/threonine-protein kinase N1-like. Lineage: Eukaryota; Metazoa; Chordata; Amphibia; Anura; Pipidae. Gene Ontology annotation, molecular function: ATP binding. The record is from RefSeq and is a predicted model, not a curated record. The coding region runs from base 132 to 464 and encodes 110 amino acids. The transcript is spliced from 3 exons.
UUACUGUUUAUAUCCAAUCAGCUGAAAACCGUCCCUAUGUUUGAUUAUAACUAUAUCACUUUCUCUUUGUUUGUUCCUAAGGAGUACCAUAUGGCAGAAAGCUCCUUACACGUUGUGGAACAGCAUACUACAUGGCUCCAGAAAUACUCCAAAGACAGGGCUAUAACAGAGCGGUGGACUGGUGGGCUGUAGGAGUCAUGAUUUACCGUAUGCUGCUUCGCAAGUUCCCAUUUGGAGGAAUAUUGCGAAGUACGAUAUUUGGAAGAAUCACCCACCAAGAACCAACAUUUCCAAAGCAUUUAUCUCAUAAUGCUGUGGACAUAACUUCAAAUCUAUUGGAUAAAAAUCCUUCAAGUCGUCUAGGGUCUAGUAUAAGAGGUGCUGAGGAUGUAAAGAUGAGUCCUUUCUUUAAGGUAUGUUUAUGUUUUAGACAUUUAAAAACUCAUUGUCAUGAUAAGAAAUAGGAUGGAGCUAAAUUUCAGAUAUUGGGCCAGAUUCAGUCCAGUGAAAAAAAAUGGA